CAGCUGUGAACCCUCGCCGUCGCCAUGGAGACGGGCCCGCGGCCUGACCCGCGCCCCGGAGCCUGCGCUCCGCUUGGGCCGCCGUGAAGAAGGGCAGCCGCCAUCGCCCUCCCGCUCUCGGGCAUGAGGCGGAACGUGGCCGCAGGGAGACACCGCAAGCUGUGGGAAGUUGUUGAAUCCAUUUAUGGACAGAAGAGAAAACUGUUGGACUUAUGAAAACACUUUAAGAGCUACAUGAUUGGAUUAAAAGACGCCUGAGCUGUGAAACUGAGGCUAUCGUCUUGAGGUUGGGAUGAACAUCUGCAGGAAACCACCCAACAAGACAGCCCCAGAGAAGAGUGACGAAGCGGUUCUUGAGGUCUAUCCGCAGCAAGCCCGGAGAAAUGGCUGGAGCUGGCCUCCACAUCCCUUCCAGUUCCUUGCCUGGCUGCUGUACUUCUUCUUUGCCCUCGUGGGCUUUGGCAUCCUUGUGCCACUCCUACCUGUUCACUGGGUGCCUGCUGGAUAUAUUUGUCCUGGGAUAUUUUUUCUCUGCCAUCUAAUUGUUCAUCUUACGGCCGUUUCUGUUGACCCAGCCGAUGACAGCGUGCGACAGAAGAAUUACAAGGGGCCACUGGCUGCAUUCAGUCGGAGCCAGCAUUCUCAUGUCAUUGAAAACCGCCACUGUCACAUCUGUGAUGUUGAUGUGAGCUCUAGAUCAAAGCACUGUGGGACCUGCAACAAAUGUGUGUGUGGAUUUGACCAUCACUGCAUGUGGCUCAACAAUUGUGUGGGACAGAGGAACUAUUGGCUCUUUCUGAACAGUGUGAUAUCUGCCAUCCUUGGCCUUCUCCUAAUCUUGCUUGUCGCUUUCUACGUCUUUGUGGAGUUUUUCCUUAACCCUAUGAGGUUGCGCACUGACCAGCACUUUGAAGACUUGAAGAACCAAACAGAUGUAUGGUUUGUGUUCCUCCCUGCUGCCCCCAUUGAGACCCAGGGACCAGCCAUUAUUGCUUUGGCCGGAGUGCUGAUUGUCCUGGGGUUGCUGACUCUGUUUUUAUUGGGCCACUUGCUGAUCUUCCACAUUUAUCUCAUGUGCCAUCGAAUAACCACCUAUGAGUACAUUGUGCAACAGCGUCCCUCACAGGAGAUGAAAGAUCCAGACAAGCAGCUAGAAUCCUUUUCUCCCCAAGUGAAGCCCAUUCAGGAAAUAGAGUUUUAUACAAGAAACUUUGGCUAUACCAAUCCUGAGAUUCAGCUAGAAGACUCUUCUGGAUUGGCAUCUGGAAAAGACUUAUCCACAUUCUGCAUCCACAGUGAUGGAACAGAGUCCAAAACCGUCCUAUUCCCUGAACAGUUCGAAGCACAGACCAGAGACCAGCCAAAGUUGCAAAAAAAGAAGAAAAGAAAAAAGAGAAAAAAGUUGCAUAAGACACCUUCUUCAUUGCAGAAAGACAGAUUGAAGAUGAGCACAGUUCCAUGGUCUGCGCCUCUUCCAGAUUUACAGCCAGAAUCGUCCCUCUCUGCUGCCACCUCUUCAGCCUCCUCCUCCCCCAGCCUCUGCCUCUCGGUGCCGCCCGUCCUUCCUAAAGCCGCCACGCCCCCAGGCAGCAACGGUCCUGUCCAGGCCGCGGGCCCACCGGCUGAUUACCAUUCGGAGUCAGCAGAGUCCAUGGAAGAAAUCCCUGUGGCUCAGACACGUCUGGGGAGCAGUGCCCCCAAUGCAGCUCCCAAGGGAAGUUCUCGGCAUCUCCCUUUGCCCGCAGCCCACUUCCGAGGGGAAGGGCAGAUGCACCCGAAUGCUGGGCCCAGCACAGAAAGCAAGAACUGCCAGGUGCCUCCAGGGAAGCAGAUGGAGGAGCUACAACUCUCUCCUCAGAUCCCAGCUGUGUUUGUGAGCAGAAGCAGCGGGGAGCCACCUGUCCUCAGCCCCUUGUCUGAAGACAUGUCGUCUGAACUUUCUCACAGAAAACACUCCAGCAAACGGCACAAAGCAGGCCACAAGGACAGUCACAUGUGGGAGUCAAGUGCCAGUUCAACAGCAGCUUAAAGACUUGGUGUCCUAGAAGCCAUAACAUCCAAGGCGAAACGGGGGCAUGGGGAUUGCUCGUUUUCCAAAUAUAUUUCUGUUCAAGGAAUUAAUCUUGAGUGAUCUGUCUUGCUCUCUGGAGCUGACUGGUCUUGGCUCCUGGGUCCUUGCCUUUUUUGUGUGACGGGGAAUAGGUUUAUUCCAUAACUUAGAAAACUCCUGCAACCAGACAGAACAAAGCCUGAAUGUCCAUAGUCUUCCUUCAAAGUUUGAUCAGAAGUCUGAACAUUUCCCAGCUGACAAGGAGAUGCUUGUUUUUUUUAUCCCAAGCGGUCUUGUUUACCUUCUCUUGCCUUUUGCUUAGUACAGCGUGUCUCCAUGGGAUGGGGUAAGGUGUUAAAAACAGCUGCAUUGUAAUACUUGUCCUCAACUGGCAUUCAUUGACAUCUUUUUUUCAGAGAAAGGGUUAUUUUUCCCAUCUCUGAAUAGGAAGCUGCAAAGAGUAUGACACCCCAUACAGCAGGCCUGGGAAUCAUGCAACUCCGUUGGACUGCAACAACCAGCAGUCUUCACCCUGCCAUACACGUCUUUGCUCUUCUGAAAUGGUUUAUUCAUUUAUUCUGUUGCAAACUUUAUUUUAAAGUGUUGAGAGGGCAGAGUCCUUUUGUAUCAGUUCUCACCACUGUGCUUGAAAUACCAUCAUUACUUUCUCAACAAAAUCAUGCUGCAUUGGGGACAAAAUCUACUUUUUUUCCAGCCUCUAGUUACUCCCUUCUCUUUUGGAGAACAACCACCUGGUGGCAGCUAUAAUUUACAUCCAGAGGGUCCCAUUCCUGACAUUUUCAUUAAAAAAGAAUCUGGUUGCAGUGGACGGAGAAGACACUUGCCUGAGGCCCUAGAGAGCGACUGCUGGGCAAAACAGCCAGCAUUGUCUGGUAUUGUAAGGCAGCUUCUUACAUUCAUGCAGCAAUAUUCUAACACACCUUGAAUAGCUCAGAUAACAAUAAAACAUUUCUACAGUUUUAACAAGA
Molecule: messenger RNA, 3039 nt
Organism: Anolis carolinensis (green anole)
Lineage: Eukaryota; Metazoa; Chordata; Lepidosauria; Squamata; Anolidae
Gene: zdhhc1
Product: zinc finger DHHC-type containing 1
Exons: 12
Coding region: 293-2029 (578 amino acids)
Biological process (GO): peptidyl-L-cysteine S-palmitoylation; protein targeting to membrane
Cellular component (GO): endoplasmic reticulum; Golgi apparatus
Molecular function (GO): protein-cysteine S-palmitoyltransferase activity
Source: RefSeq, a predicted model, not a curated record